Molecule: messenger RNA, 2917 nt
Organism: Anolis sagrei ordinatus
Lineage: Eukaryota; Metazoa; Chordata; Lepidosauria; Squamata; Anolidae
Gene: ARHGEF6
Product: Rac/Cdc42 guanine nucleotide exchange factor 6
Biological process (GO): lamellipodium assembly
Cellular component (GO): cytoplasm; lamellipodium
Molecular function (GO): guanyl-nucleotide exchange factor activity; protein binding
Source: RefSeq, a predicted model, not a curated record
CCUCUAGUCAAGAGGGAAGUCAGUUUCUGGUGACUUUGUAAACCGGAAAAAAAAGAGAGAAAAGGACAGUGGCUUUCAGCGCAGGGCAAUCUGUGACAUCUCAGGGCGGUUUGGCCCAGAAGAAGCAGGAAGGCAGUGUUGCGGAGGUGGCUCGGCCUUUUCCUCAAGACGGAGAAACCCUACCAGCAUGAACCCCGAAGAGCAAAUUGUGACCUGGUUGAUUUCAUUGGGAGCCUUGAACUCCCCGAAAAUGAAGGUCGGGGACCCCUUGCAGUUCCUCAAAACGUCCCUCAAAGACGGAGUCGUCUUGUGCAAACUCCUUCUCCGACUCCUUCCAGGAUCUAUAGAGAAGCAUUGCCCGGAGCCCAAGACAGAAGCUGACUGUGUUGCCAACAUCAAGGCCUUUCUGAGCGGGUGCGCAGCGCUGAAAGUGGAGCUGUUUGAUGCACAUGAUCUCUACGCCGGAGACAACUUCCCCCAGGUGCUGAAUACCCUUGCAGCCAUCUGCAAAGCCACUGAAGAUCAACCGGCCGCCAGGCCAUGUUCCCGCCUGUCGCCUGCUAGAUCCCCGUCGGAGGACUGCCCUCCUUCCAGGCAAACUACGUCUCCCAAGUCGCCCAGAGCCUUGCGCAGGCAGUCCAAAGCAGUGGACAUGACAGAGAACGGCGGUCACCAGCUGGUGGUCCGGGCCCGGUUCAACUUCAAGCAGACCAAUGAGGACGAGCUGUCCAUCAACAAAGGGGACGUCAUUUGUGUCACCCGCGUCGAGGAAGGCGGCUGGUGGGAAGGGACCCUCAACGGCAAGACUGGUUGGUUCCCCAGCAACUACGUCAGGGAGAUCAAACCCACCGAUAAACCUCUCUCUCCGAAAGCUUUGAAAAAUGCGGAAAGCCCCCAACUUACCAAGAAUUACUAUGCAGUGGUACUUCAGAAUAUUUUGGAAACAGAGCGGGAUUACGCCAAGGAACUGCACUCUCUUUUAAGUACCUACCUGAGGCCGCUCCAGUCCUAUGACAGGCUGAAUGCUGGGGACAUCGCCUUGUUACUUGGAAAUGUGGAUGAGAUCUGUACCUUUCAACAAAAUCUCAACCAAGCUCUGGAAGAAAUUGCUAAGCUUCCAGAGCAUUUGCAAAAAGUCGGAGGUUGCUUCAUGAACCUGAUGCCGCAGUUCCGAAUGUUGUACCUUGCCUACUGUGCAAACCACCCUUCCGCUGUCAAUGUCUUGACCCAACACAGUGAUGAACUGGAGAAGUUCAUGGAGCUUCAAGGGGCCACCUGCUCAGGGAUCUUGACCUUAACCAUGAGCCUCAGCAAACCCUUCACCCGCCUGGAUAAAUACACUUCCCUUCUGCAAGAACUCGAGCGACACAUGGAGGAGGCACAUCCGGACCAUGAAGAUGUCUUGAAAGCAGUCACAUCCUUCAAGACGCUUGUGUCCCAAUGUCAAGAGAUGAGGAAGCGAAAACAGCUCGAGCUCCAGAUCCUUUCCGAAUCCAUUCAAGGAUGGGAAGGUGACGAUAUAAAGUCCCUGGGCAGCGUACUUUACAUGUCCCAAGUCAUGGUCCAAUAUGGAGGAAGUGAGGAGAAGGAAGAAAGAUAUUUCAUGUUGUUUUCAAACGUUCUGCUGAUGCUUUCAGCAAGUCCACGAAUGAGUGGGUUUCUGUAUCAGGGAAAACUCCCUUUAAUGGGGAUGGUGGUGACUAAAUUAGAAGAUGCGGACGGGACUGAGCACCUCUUUGAGAUUUCAGGAGGCAUGAUAGACCGGAUCACGGUAUAUUGCAACAACAGCCAUGACUUGCACGAGUGGCUUGACCAUUUGCAAAGGUUUACGCGAGGAGCGACUCCGAGCAGCACUCUCUCCAAGACGCACUCUUGGAGCCCCCAUUCUACUUUCAGCUCCCUUGGACAAUCUCGAGGCCCGCUGGAGCCCCCCAAAAUCCUCAAGCCCUGGACCUUAAGCUGCCUCCGACCUGCACCGCCGCUCCGGCCUUCGGUGGCACUCAGCUACAAGGAGCGGAUGUCUUACAUCUUGAAGGAUUCCAGCAAGAGCCCAAAAACGAUGAAGAAAUUUCUUCCCAAGAGGAAAACGGAGAGGAAACCGUCCGAUGAGGAAUUCGUCAUUAGGAAAAGUACUGCUGCCUUGGAGGAAGAUGCGCAAAUUCUCAAAGUGAUUGAGGCUUAUUGCACCGGCGCAAGCUUUCAGCAGACUUUGAGUUCAGGUUCCCGUAAAGACUCUGUCGCCCAAGUCCUGCUUCCAGAAGAAGAGAAAAUCAUCAUUGAGGAAACACGAAGCAAUGGGCAAACCGUCACAGAAGAAAAGAGCCUCGUGGACACUGUCUAUGCACUGAAAGAUGAGGUCAAGGAACUGAAGCAGGAGAAUAAACGGAUGAGGCAAUGCUUGGAAGAAGAACUGAAGUCGAGGAAAGAAUUGGAGAAGUUGGUUCGGCGGUUGCUGAAGCAGACAGACGAAUGCGUUCGGGAUGAAACCGUCCGGAGAUCUUCGGUCCUGGCUUGAUUUCUUAAAGCCGGGUUGGACAUGAAAGCAGGUAUUCCUAGGAAGUCGGAUCAUAGCGUUGGAUGCCUCUCGCUCUUUAUAUUUUUGUGUGCCUCUGUGUGUGCAUUUUAUUUGCUCCUGAGUUUGGUUUCCAUUCGUUUGCCAGCAAGAAAGGAAGGACAACGGCUGCGCUACUCUUUCGUUUGCCCCAUUCAAGAAGUCCGUUUUCCACGCCAGUGGAAACCAGUGAUGGUUGCUUGAUAAAAAUAUUCCACUUAUGCCCCUUUGAGUCAUUCAAACUUCCGUGACUUCAGUGCACCUUCUUCUAGGAAUAUGGACUUUUGCUGUUCUGGGUGAAGAUUGCAGAGUGGAAACUUCACAGGAAAUGCAAAAAAAGAAAAAGAAAGCUUUUCUCUGCCUUUC